AUGGAUGCCGAUGUCGAUGGGAUCGAUGUCGAUGAUGUCGAUGACGAUGAUGUCGGUAUAUUCAGCAUCGCCAAUGACCGCCAAAGUGAGGACGAUGAUACCCUCACUGGUGAAGACAACGUUCUUUCAGCAGUGCACACGAAGCGCACUGCUGUUGACAAGGAUGAAUCAGCAGAGGAAUUUCUGCCGACUCGCGAAGCGGUUGUCCGCUUCGGUCAAGAUUCUAUUGUAGAUGCAUUAGACGGACAGAAACGAAAUGCAGACAAACAUGCUAGAGCAAAUGUUCUUUCAUUUAAUGAAGGAGAUUUAGUUUUACCGUCCACAGUAAACUUACCGAAGCACGCAGUGACAAACGUGGGCAGCAGUAAAUUACUGCCCAGGUACAUCGGUCCAUUUCGUGUGUUGCGCCGAAAGGCCAACGCAUACACGGUUGAGCUGCCCCGUAAGAUGCGCACGCAUCCUACGUUUUACGUUGGUCGUCUCCUCUUGUACCAUCAGUACGAGUUCGUUUGGAGAUGCGAAGAACACAUCCGCGGUCAAGAGCCGAGACCACCUUCGAGUGUUCCCGUUUCAACAAGCCAGUCUGGUCGAAGAGCGAAGCGACCUGUUCACGCAGCCCAGCGAUGUCUCGACGAGCAGCAGCCAGCUCAUCAAGAAGAGAACGAGUCGAACUUUCGUUCUCAAGUUGCGCGAACGCAAAAGCGGCACGAUCAUCCGAACGAUCGUGCGUUAGGAAAUUGCAAUUAUCCCUUACAGGAUCCUCAAGACCACAACGCCGACUCCGUUCAUGAGCCAGGUCAUCUUGAAAUUGUUCCGUUACACAAUUUAGCUCUUGAACAACAAUCUUAUCCGACCCUCAAUCCGGAUCAGGUGUUCCCGCCGCCACCACAUCCUUUGGUCAACUCCGGCGGUUGUCAACGCUUCCUAGUGGAGCGCAUUUUGAGCCAACGCGAUGUGAAUGGCGUCUGGAAGAGUUAUCGCGUCCGCUGGCGUGGCUAUCCACCGGCGUGGGACAGCUGGGAGCCUCAUGCCCAGCUGAUUGUUGAUGUCCUUGGUCUCGUCGAGCAGUACGACGAGACCCACCCGCUGCAUUCGAAGAAGGGCCGUCGAAAAACGACCUCCCCGAACGCGAGUACAGGGAUUGCAAAUCAACCCCUUCGGCCAUCUCGGAAGAGAUGCGCGCCCUCCGGUAGGGAUCAUUAG
Messenger RNA from Peronospora matthiolae, 1203 nucleotides. NCBI's taxonomy places the organism in Eukaryota, Oomycota, Peronosporomycetes, Peronosporales, Peronosporaceae. The record is from the annotation of a GenBank genome assembly.